UAUCCAAAUUCCAACCCUUUAUCUUUCACAACUCGCUUGCGUCAUGGAGAAACAGCAUAAGCUGAAGAACAAACUCUUGAAGGCACUACCAAAAGCAGUGGCAGCAGUCACUGUGACGUUUCAAAACCCUCCAUUCAGCCCUGGCAGGGAUAACAAAUCACGACCAGAGAACACAAUCAAGUGGCUCAGACCACAUGGCGGCAAGGGAUUUUCAGGCCCUAUUGUAUCCAUGAUUCCUGACGAAGCUAGAAGAAAGUCUCAUGAUAGAGGAACCAAUGGCAUUGAUGAAAUUUAUUAUCAAGAACCCACUUCACCAAAAAUCUCCUGCAUGGGUCAGAUCAAGCACAAGAAGAAACAUAUGAAAAAAGCAAGGGCCAUGAGCAUGUCCAUCCCAAAAGAGACGAAGAAGGUUGCCAACAAUACCAAAGACAGAGAGGUAAAGAAGCGCGUGUCCACGUUUCAAAGGAUGUUGUUCCAUGGAGCGAAGCCGAAAUCUGAGGGGAGAAAAUCUGAUACUUCUGCGCCUCAUCAGUAUAGUAAGGAUGCACCGCACGUGAGUCAGAUGAGGCGGUUUUCAAGUGGACGUGAAGCUUUUGCUAAUUUUGAUUGGAAGGUGGCGCCAGAAAAAGAGGAAAAUGAUUACUAUUCGGAUGAAGAUAGAGUGGAGAGUGAUACUGAAGAGGAAGAGGUUAUGAUCCCUUUCUCUGCACCAAUUUUGGUUGGUGGUGGUGGUGAUGUUUGUCAUGGGGGUGUGGUUAAUUUGAAGCCACGAAAAGAGAUUAAUCUAUGGAAGAGAAGAACCAUGGCUCCACCAAGGCCUCUUCAAUUGGAUCCAAUAAUUGUUUGAGCAAAUUGAUUAUUUGUUCAUUGCAAUGAAAAUUUGUUCGUUAGAUUUUUUUUAAUGGUUUUGUCUUGGUUUUGAAACAUGUUCUGUGCAGAACUACAGCUACAUUUUAAUUAGGUACGGCAAACAAAUGUAAUUGGCCACAUGGCGUGAUAGGCAUGUACGUUAUGUUAUGUGUAAAAUAUAUGGCAUCAAAAUUACGAUCUGUAUCCAAGUUCAAACAAAAGUUGAUGUAUAAAUGACAUUCAGGAAAUUAUCUCUCUCUCCCUUCUUUGAACUUGGAAGAUCCAACGUGCCAUCAACAGUUGCAGAUUUGGUCGAAUUAGGUAACUGAUUUAGAUGCAACAAGGAUAUGUGGUUGGUCUACAUUGACACGUACAAAGCCCGUUUAUUUUGUUUUGUUUACAACUCUAUGGGCCUGGAAAGGUCAUAUUUUGUUUUAAAAUGUGUGGACAUGAAAA
This is a messenger RNA of Abrus precatorius (Indian licorice), 1305 nucleotides long. RefSeq lists its product as uncharacterized. The transcript has a single exon. The record is from RefSeq and is a predicted model, not a curated record. The coding region runs from base 44 to 847 and encodes 267 amino acids. NCBI's taxonomy places the organism in Eukaryota, Viridiplantae, Streptophyta, Magnoliopsida, Fabales, Fabaceae.